AUGUCAUCAUCUUCUUCUUCACAAUAUAAUUCAUCACAAACAUCUAAUUGCGAAUGGACAAUAAAUGUAUCAAAUUGUUUCGGUCAAGAAUAUUUUCAAGUGGUAUAUGGAGUAACAACUUAUUUAUCACUUUUUAUAUUCUUAUGUUCUAUAUGGUUAUUAUCAUGGCGUCUUUAUAGUAGACCGGAUACAAAAUUAUUUAGAAUAAAAGGUUUUUUAACGUUAGAAGGUUAUUUACUCAUACAAAUAUUUUGGGGUGGUGCUCGGGUCUUCAGUUGUGUUAUAUUAAUAUAUAACUUAUUCCCAGAACAAUGGAUAGUACGUGAAGUAGUGUCGGAUUUUUCAUGGUUCCUUGGAUUAGUUUCUGUCGUAACAUAUCUAGCGGGAGUAUUACGUACAAUUCCACGCAUGUAUUUCUAUAGACAGAAUCCACAUUAUAAACACGCUUUACACCUUCCAAAUUUACGUGGUAUAGCUGGUGUAUACAUUUCUUAUAUUUUAGUACUUGGUGUGAUUAGAGUUACUUGUGCCGUGUUUUCGGGUUAUUUUCGUCAAUUUCCAACUAGUAAUUCUAAUGAAAUGAUUAGCAUUAUUAAGUCCAUAUAUUAUUGCACUUGUUCUAUAAGUGCUAUUAUAGUAGCUAUUGGAUUUUUAGUUUAUGGAAAUAAAUUGGUUGGAAUUGCUAGUGAAGGUUUACAUUUAUUAGAAGGUGUUAGCGGUUAUCCUUCAAGAAAUUCUCGAUCUCGUAAUACUCAAAGCAAUUUUACUAUGGGUGCUGAAUUGGAAAUAAAACACAGAAAAUUGCAACGUUCCGUAAGAAAGAUGCGUUUAAUAAAUUCAGCGUUUAUUCUAAGCUUUGUAGCUUUGGGUAUUAUCUUUGGGGUAUACGCCUUCUUGAGCGACAAGAUCAUAAAUAAUAUCGAAACUAGCAAAGUAUUAGCUUCUGUUACAAAUUGGAUGCCCAUGAUAUUAAACAUCUUUGUAAUGGCUGGAAUCGCCUAUGGUGAGAUGCGAGUACCUGAUAAAUCAGAACCACGAUUGGAAAAUAUAAUAAUUCCAACAUUAUCAAACUCAAUAUCUGACGCUUCACAAUCUCCAAUUAUGGAACAAGUAUAUUCAGACGCGGAAAGUUUAUACCAUUCACGUGAGAAUUCUACGGAUUCUGAUGUUCCUUUGUUACGUUGGCCCGCUCCUGUUGUUACAGCUUCAACUCGUAGAGGUUCGGCACAAUUAGAUUCUCCUAUAAGUAUUACAUCACCUACAUCAGGAAGUUUUGCAUCUACUUCUCCACCACAAUCUCCAUUUUCUCCACCACAUAUUUAUACUUCACAUGCUUCUACAUCACAUACUUCUACACAUACUUCUAUACCACAUUUGCCUACACUAUAUACGACUAAUCCACAUGCGUCAACAUCAGAUAAUGAUGAUACAUCAACGUCCGCUUUUCCUUAA
Molecule: messenger RNA, 1452 nt
Organism: Rhizophagus irregularis DAOM 181602=DAOM 197198
Lineage: Eukaryota; Fungi; Glomeromycota; Glomeromycetes; Glomerales; Glomeraceae
Source: RefSeq, a predicted model, not a curated record